Messenger RNA from Solanum lycopersicum (tomato), 1066 nucleotides. NCBI's taxonomy places the organism in Eukaryota, Viridiplantae, Streptophyta, Magnoliopsida, Solanales, Solanaceae. The record is from RefSeq and is a predicted model, not a curated record.
UAUCCCUCCCUUUAAUUAUUCACAUUGUGAAGUCUUUAAUUCCUUCUUUGUUUCUUUCAAAUGGCAUCUACCAAAGUUAAGAUUCCCACCAUAGAUUUUUCUAAUCCAGAACUAAAACCAAACACUCCACUAUGGGAAUCCAUAAAAAUUCAAGUUUUUGAAGCUUUAAAAGAAUAUGGUUGUUUUGAAGCAAUAUAUGAUAAAAUUCCAAAUGAAACUAGAGAGGGAAUUUUUGACAUUUCAAAAGAAAUUUUUGAAUUUCCUUUAGAGACCAAACUGAAAAAUUAUUCAGAAAUACCAUUACAUGGCUAUGUAGGAAUGAUUCCACAUUUGCCAUUGUAUGAGAGUUUGUGUAUUCCUGAUCUUAAUCCUCAAAGUGUUCAAACUUUUUCUAACAUCUUUUGGCCUCAUGGUAAUCCUGAUUUCUGCAAUUUGGUAAAAUCUUACUCAAAUCCAAUUGUGGAAUUGGAUGAAAAUGUUGAAAAGGAUGAUUUUGGAGAACUUGGGAUUAAAAAAUCACAUUCAUGAAUUAUUGGAUCCUAAUUUUAUCAUGUUUAGAUUUACACAUUAUAAGGGUUCAUCAAUUAUUAGUGAAGAUCACGAAAACAAUAUUAAAUAUGAUGGAUUGAGUGGCCAUACAGAUGUUAGCUUCUUGACUUUUAUAUCACAAAAUCAAGUCAAUGGAUUGCAAAUCAACAAAAAUGGGGAGUGGAUUGAUGUCAAUCUUUCACCAAAUUCUUAUGCUGUUUUGUGUGGUGAUUCAUUCAAAGCAUGGACAAAUGGUCGAUUGCAUUCUGUCUACCACAGAGUAACAAUGUCUGGAGAAAUUGAUAGAUUCUCCAUUCAAUUUAACACAUACUUAAAACCAGGUCACUUCAUUGAGGCCCCAAAAGAACUUGUGGAUGAGAAACACCCUUUACUCUUCAAGCCAUAUGAAAUGCUUGGAUUAUUUAGCUAUGUUGCUUCACGAGAUAGCUCUGUUGAUGUCUUCAAGGAUUAUUGUGGUGUUUCAUAUGAUAAAAUGUGAAUUUUCGACGAACAUUGUUAUCAGAGUACCGUUACUAUU